AUGACCUGCCAGGGUACAUUAAAAAUAAGUCCAAGAUUGCCCUAUUUGCUGACGACUCCAAACUGUACAAGACCAUCUCAAAAUUAUCGGAUUCUGAAGCUCUACAAGAAGACCUUUCCUGUCUUUGUGACUGGUGUAAAGAUUGGAAUAUGGACUUCAAUACAUCCAAAUGUAAAGCUCUAAACAUCUCCAAAAAGAAAUCCCCUACUGUAUGGAAUUACCAGCUUAAUAACGAAUCAUUGGUCACUGUUAAAGAGAUCACUGACUUGGGAAUUUCCAUCAAUGACAAGCUGCUCUGGUCCUUGCAUAUCGCUCAGAUAUCCAAACGAGCCAAUCGCACUUUGG
Messenger RNA from Paramuricea clavata, 345 nucleotides. Lineage: Eukaryota; Metazoa; Cnidaria; Anthozoa; Malacalcyonacea; Plexauridae. The record is from the annotation of a GenBank genome assembly.